AUGUCCGCUAACUUAGAUAAAUCCUUAGACGAAAUUAUUGGCUCUAAUAGAGCAGGUGGUAACAGAGCUCGUGUCGGUGGUACUCGGGGUAAUGGUCCAAAAAGAGUUGGUAAGCAAGUUAAUAGUCAACGUAGGAGCAUUCCAAACAGAAAAGGACCUAUCAGAAAAAACGUCAGGGCCCCUCCAAACGCUGUCGCUAGAGUUGCCAAGCUUUUAGACACCACUAGAGAGGUCAAGGUUAACGUCGAGGGUUUGCCAAGAGACAUUAAGCAGGAUGCUGUAAGAGAAUUUUUUGCAUCUCAAGUAGGUGGCGUUCAAAGGGUUUUGUUGAGUUACAACGAAAGAGGCCAAUCUACUGGUAUGGCUAAUAUCACAUUUAAGAACGGCGAAUUGGCCAGAAGAGCGGUCGAAAGAUUCAACGGUUCUCCAAUCGAUGGGGGUAGAUCAAGAUUGAGAUUGAACUUAAUUGUUGAUCCAAAUCAACGUCCAGCCCGGAGUUUAGCCGACAGAAUCAAGGCCAUGCCGCAAAAGAGUGGAAAUGUCUCCAGACCAGUCAAGAGGGGUCCAAACAGAAAGGCUGCUAUGGCCAAAACCCAAAGCAAACCAAAGAGAGAAAGACCUGCUAAAAAGAGUCUAGAGGACUUAGACAAAGAAAUGGCCGACUAUUUUGAAAAGAAAUAA
Messenger RNA from Saccharomyces mikatae IFO 1815, 681 nucleotides. It is a transcript of the gene YRA1, whose product is annotated as RNA-binding protein YRA1. The coding region runs from base 1 to 681 and encodes 226 amino acids. The transcript has 2 exons. The record is from RefSeq and is a predicted model, not a curated record. Gene Ontology annotation, molecular function: mRNA binding. Gene Ontology annotation, biological process: mRNA export from nucleus. Gene Ontology annotation, cellular component: nucleus. NCBI's taxonomy places the organism in Eukaryota, Fungi, Ascomycota, Saccharomycetes, Saccharomycetales, Saccharomycetaceae.